This is a messenger RNA of Eruca vesicaria subsp. sativa (arugula), 1149 nucleotides long. Lineage: Eukaryota; Viridiplantae; Streptophyta; Magnoliopsida; Brassicales; Brassicaceae. The record is from the annotation of a GenBank genome assembly.
AUGUCUUUCUCCAUCUCUCUUAUCCUCGCAACCGCCAUCUCCGGCGCGAUCCUCUUCCUAUCGACCAUCUCCUCCGCGGCGCCAACUCUCGGCGUCCGUCGUCCAUUCAACAGAAUCUACGCCUUCGGAGACUCUUUCACCGACACAGGAAACUCACGAGCCGGCGAAGGCCCCGCCGGAUUCGGACACUUGUCAAGCUUUCCUUACGGCAUGACUUACUUUAAACGGCCAACGAACCGUUACUCCGACGGUAGACUCACCAUCGAUUUCGUGGCGCAGUCAAUGAACUUACCGUUUCUUCCACCGUAUCUUAGCCUCAGAACAACUAACGGUAGUAACGGCACAUCUACGGAUAGUUACGGCGUUAACUUCGCCGUCUCUGGAGCAACGGUGAUUAAACACGCUUUCUUCGCUGAGAACAACCUGACGCUUGAUAUGACUCCUCAGUCUUUAGAGACAGAGCUUGGCUGGUUCGAAAAGUAUUUGGAGACACUUGGAACGAACCAGAAGGUUUCUCUGUUUAAAGAUUCUCUCUUUUGGAUUGGAGAGAUCGGAGUUAACGACUAUGCGUACACCGUUGGAUCUACUGUGUCAAGUGACACAAUUAGAGAGCUUAGUAUUUCAACCUACACAAGGUUCUUGGAGACACUGUUGAACAAAGGUGUGAGACAUAUGGUUGUACAAGGACAUCCCGCAACUGGAUGCUUGACUUUAGCGAUGUCACUGGCUGCAGAAGACGAUCGAGACUAUCUAGGAUGUGUUCAGAGUGUCAAUAACCAGAGUUACACUCACAAUCUUGCACUGCAAUACAAACUUAAACAACUUCGGAUAAAGUAUCCGAAUACAACAAUAGUCUACGCAGACUACUGGAACGCGUACCGUGAGGUGAUAAAGAACCCUAACAAGUACGGCAUCUCCGAGAAGUUCAAGGCUUGCUGUGGAACCGGAGAACCGUACAACUUCCAAGUGUUCGAGACGUGUGGGUCGGCUACAGCCACGGCGUGUAAGGAACCGAGCCGGUACAUUAACUGGGACGGAGUCCACUUAACCGAGGGCAUGUAUAAGGUUAUGGCUGAUAUGUUCCUUGGUGGAAGUUUCACUCGACCUAAGUUUAGUUACUUGUUAAACAAGAAACCCAAGGGUUUAUGA